UGAACAGACAUUUCGUAAAGCGAAGCGAAAUCCCAUUUCACAUUUCAGUGCAGUGCAAGCGCGACUUUCGUGAGGUGAUGUUGGUUUGGUUUCGGUUCUCGUAGUUAUCUCGUUCAGUUCCAUACACGUGUUGCAACUAUUGGGAUACGCGGCUGUUAUUGAUUUUUGUACGGACAAUUACCGUCGACCUUAUAGAGUUCAUAGCGAUUAGUACAAUUUGUAAUAAACUCUUAGCCACGAUAUCAACAUAAACAAUUACUGAGGAAACUCCAGAGGUCUACAGAACCACAAGAUGGGAGAAAGGAGGGGUACCAGAGGGCUGGAGCUGUGGUGUAAGAGGAUGACGGAAGGUUAUCCAGGUGUAAAAGUUGAGAAUAUGACAACAUCUUGGAGAGAUGGGUUGGCAUUCUGUGCCAUCAUUCACCAUUUCAGGCCGGAUUUAAUAGAUUUCUCCAAACUCAACAAAAAUGACAUCUACAACAAUAACAAUCUGGCAUUUAGGAUAGCAGAGGACCAUCUUGGCAUUCCAGCUCUCCUAGAACCAGAAGAUAUGGUCGAAUACGCAGUUCCAGAUCGACUCUCCAUUCUCACAUACUUAUCUCAGUUUUAUCAGGUUUUCGCUGUAAAUUCAAGUUCCCCAAACAAAAUUCCAUCUAAGAGACCUCCACCAGCAGAUUUACAGAGGCACAUGGUCCCAGCCACAGGUUCAACACCUCCAAAGAAGGCUGCUCACAUAGCCUCGGGCGCGCGUAGAGAACCCUGCGCCAAAUGCGGUCUUCCAGUGUUCAUAGCUGAACGUCUGAACGUUGGAAAGACCCUCUACCAUCGCACGUGUUUUCGCUGUGCCGACUGCGACGCCCAGCUGAACCUCGACAACACCUACGACUCCGAAGACGGCCAGUACCGUUGCAAGGUCUGCCCCGACAAGGAGACUGACGUGAUCAGUCGUUCACUGAGCGACGAGGAAAAAUCGGCUAACCUGAAGGGGGACGCCGAUCCGUACAGCGCCAACUUCGAGAACGUCCUGGAAGAGCCCAACGACGACAGCCUGAAGCGCAGCUUCACGCUGGACAGGAUGCUGGGCGGCGCCUUCCAGAAGGCCAGAUCCGACUUCAUGACCACGCAGAUGGCCGCGUUCGACUCCGAUCUGGAGACUGAGCCGGAGGACGAGCCCCCGGACCUUCCGGUGUCGCCGAAGCCGCUGCUAGGGCACAGCGAAAACACCGUCGAAUUUAGUAAUAACUCGUUACCAAGCCUUAGUGAUAAUUCUAGUGUUGAUAGUGAUCGGUCCGACCAGAAACUAUGCGAAUCUCAAGAUCCUGUUACCAAAGACUCGAUUUCGACGAGGGACGUGUCGAUAAAGCCUUCGAUCAGGUCUCGUGUGGAACUUUUCGAAGCCGGUAUCGCUAAAUGUGCCAAGUCUGAUGUAAAUAGAGAAUCUCGUGAAAAAAGUGUUGAAUUUAAUCCUAUCGCGGAGUCUCCCCGAAAAUCCUGCCAGGACGUGGAACAAUCUUCGGGCGAUGUUGUGGCUGAUGUCAGUGAGAAUUCCGUCGAUUUCGGGACCAACAAUUCUCAACCACAUUCCGGCUGUUUCAGCGUUUCUUCUAGGCUAAGUGAUUCCAACGAAGUUAUCGUUAUAUCAUCCGAAACUUCCGCUGAACAUUCCGUUGUCAUCAUAUCAGAUGCUUCGGAGGACUCUAGCUGUCAACCAACUGCCCCCCCUUGCGAAAAACCCGACAACAUAGAUGAAGACGUCGAGAAACCCACUCCAGUGAUCGAAUAUCCAGAAGAUCUCAACCCUUUUGGAGAGGAAGAAGAAGAGGAUGAUGAUGAUCCUUUUUCAACCCCUUCUGAACAUGUUCCGGAAACGGUCAAACCUGCGUCGCUUAAUCCCUUCGGCGACUCAGACGAAGAAGCAGAAGAAGAGCUUGUUGAGAAUUCUAAAAGUUUGAAUCCAUUUGGAAGCGAUGACGAGGAAGAGAAUCUUGCACCUUUGCCACCCCAACCUAAGCUAAGGAAAUUGAAAGCUCCUAAAAUCAGCUUGACGCCAUAUUGGGAGGAAGAGGACAGCCCUAAAGGCCAAGAAAAUGAAGAGAAAAAUGAAGACCAAUCCAUGUCUCCAAGGCCCACUCUCAGGAAGAUUAAGGCUCCUAAAAUUAGCCUUACCCCAUUCUGGGAUGAUGAAAGUGCUUGCCAAACAUCUGAAGCAAUCAGUUCUUCCACGUCUCGUGCGGAAAAAUCCUCUUUACACGGUUCUGGGAGAAAAAAGAAACCAGCCCCUAAACCGCCUUGUCCAUUGAUUCCUAAAGAACUAGAUGCUUCCCCAUGUAACUCUUCCAAUUCGAGUCCAAGCCAUAAGGUGAGCCGUUUGUCGAAAGAACCUCCGAGAUCCCGAAAAACUAGGAGAGCACCUCCACCACCAACUUCCACCCCCUCCAGAUCUUCAGAAUUUUCUCGAUUUCCUGCAAUUUCCCCCAUAAGAGAAGAUAUUAAACCCUCACAGUACGAAACUGGUGGAGAAGAGAAAAUGAAGGCUGCCAAAGACGAGACGAACAGAAUAAGGCAACAUGCUGCAGGUCCUUCUAAUUCCACCAAAAAACUGACCUUGAAGGAGAUCGAACAUGAUUUGGAGCUCGUAGAGGUGCAGAUGCGAGGAUUAGAGAAAAAUGGUGUCAUAUUGGAAAAAAUCAUAAGGGAAAAGAGUGAAAUACCAGGGGCAAAUCCAGACGACACCCUUGCUCCAGAAGUUGAGGAUAUGAUUUUAGAGCUGUUCGAACUCGUCAAUGAAAAAUGCGAGCUAUUUAGAAAACAAACGGAGCUGAAUUAUUUACGUAGGCAGAACCGUUUGGAAAAAGAACAAGCAGAAAUUGAAAAUCAGUUGAGGUGCUUGAUGUUGCAACCGGAUGCUCAUAAAACUGAUAGCGACAAGGCGAAAGAAGAGGAACUAUUGAACAAAAUGCUAGAAAUUGUGGAGCGGAGAAAUGAAAUAGUCGAUCGUCUGGAAUAUGACAGAAGACGUGAAAAGGAGGAAGACAUGAGCAUAAGAAGUCAUAUGUCUCUUUAUUCCAUGAAAAGGGAAAGUGGACAUUCUUCAUCAAAAAAAUCUAACAAAAGGGACAAACAAAAGGGCGACAAAAAUAAGAAGUCCAAAAAAAGCAAAGGGGAUGUUGAUAAAGAUAUUGAUGAGUCGACACUCUCAUCCAAGGAUAAGAAGAAGAAGAAAGUGCUGAAUUUAUUCUGAAUUUUGGAUAAAUAAACUUUAGAAAACAUACGUGUUCAUAUUCACUCAUUGUAACUUUCGAUAUGAAGCGCGAUUUGUAUGUUUUUCUUUCGGGAAUUAAUCUGAGAAAAUGUUAUUGUUACUAAGUAAAAAUUUAUUUUUCCAUACAUAUGUAAAUAAUUUUUGCAAUAAAAUUUUUUUGUAUAUUUUUGA
Coccinella septempunctata (seven-spotted ladybird) is the source of this 3433-nucleotide messenger RNA. Its product is annotated as MICAL-like protein 1. The transcript has 13 exons. Gene Ontology annotation, molecular function: protein binding. The record is from RefSeq and is a predicted model, not a curated record. Bases 293 to 3241 code for a protein of 982 amino acids. NCBI's taxonomy places the organism in Eukaryota, Metazoa, Arthropoda, Insecta, Coleoptera, Coccinellidae.